Dreissena polymorpha is the source of this 4919-nucleotide messenger RNA. RefSeq lists its product as uncharacterized. The record is from RefSeq and is a predicted model, not a curated record. Lineage: Eukaryota; Metazoa; Mollusca; Bivalvia; Myida; Dreissenidae. Gene Ontology annotation, molecular function: protein binding. The coding region runs from base 289 to 1782 and encodes 497 amino acids. The transcript has 13 exons.
AUGCUGUAAGUUUUCAAGUCAAAACGGUAGUCGAAAACAGUAGAUCGUACAUUUUUGGUUGAUUUUGCGUUUUAUGCCUGAUGUUAAAAUUCUACCUCAGGUGUCGUAACUUUGGCUUUGUGUAUGUAUCGAUAAUACAAUCCCUUGAGCUCUUUGAACAAUUAGAAUAGAACCUAAUUGUUACUAAACCGUCUUGUCCUGUACCCGAUUUUAGAGUAAACACAUUUGACAGUCAGCUGUCAAAAGAAAAGUAAAAGACUGAAGAAAGAAUGCUGUCAUUUUGAGACUAUGGAAAAACACAACCAGGGUUCAGCCUCUACUAUAGACAGUACAAACCAUUCAAGUGAUCCGCCAAUUAAAGCUCUAAUGCAGUCAGGCUCUGAACAUAAAAUGAUGGUGGAGAGUUUUGACGUGGCAGAUGUCAUCCAGUGGCUGAGGAACAGAGAUCUACACAAGUUUAUACUUCUCUUUCAAAAGCAUAAAGUUACUGGUAAAGACCUGAUUGAGCUUCAUCUUCCCUUCCUUGAAUCCUAUGACAACAUAUCUCUUGAAGAGCGAGAAAUCCUUUUGUCAGAGAUAUAUAACCUUCUCAAUCCAACACCAGUGUGUGUCAGCCAAGAAGACCUCACAAGACUUACUUCGCCUGUCGAGAAACGUAAAUUGUAUGCAGCCAUUGAGCUUGCUCAAACCAAACGCUCCAUGAUUCCUCGUUCAAUAUCCAAUAAUGCCAUUCCAUCAUCACAUAGUGAGCCACACCAAAGUUGUUCAGUAUUUCAAUUUCCCGCAGUGGAAAAUAUGGGUAAAGCGCUGAACAAAACAAAUCCUGGAGAAGCAGCUCUUCAAAGUAGUCAGCAAAGCCCUUCACUGCACUGUCAAAAAAACAUGUAUAAAACCUUACCAGUCAACUCUACCAUGUUUGAUUGGAUACAGAUAUUAGGAAGCCAUUGUGUUCAUUGUAUGACCUUGACCCAUGAACAAUUUGCCCUUGUUUCCAUGUCAACUGGACCCAAAAGCCAUGUGAUUGUCACUGGUGUGGCGGAGGCAUUGCCAGACAUACAUGUGGGGGACAGAAUCAUAGAAUUGAACGGCAACCUGAUAUCCACACAAACAACGUCAGAAAUUAAAAAUAUCUGUCUAACUAGCACGGUUCCUGGAAAGCCAGUAUCAUUAGUUGUUUUGUGCAGAAACAAAUCUGGAAACAAGAAUGGUGAUUUGAACAAAAAAUGGGAAAAACUCCGAUCUUUGCUAGAGGGAAUGCUGCGCACUGAAGUGGCCUCUCCAACAGAAAAACUUCACCUUGCAUCGACGAAUGAGACAGAAUUUAUAGGCAAUUACCAGCUGUUUUCUAAGCACGUUCAGUGCUUGCAGGAUGAGGUCAAACGUUUGGAGGACAAAAUUUCCAUCUUAAAGCACCAGAAUGAAAUACUUACAAAUAAUCUGGAAGAAAAGGAUGCUUCAAUCCAUGAUCUGGAACUUUCACGAGGAAAAACCAUGGACAGACUGCAGAAGUCAAGAUCUCAUGGUGGAAAGAAAAGUCGAAUAGAGAGUGUUGGUGGCCAAGAGUACUUUAAUAUGACUAUGGAGGGAUUGGAGCUUGAGAAUAAAACAAAAGAGGAAGUAGUGGAUUCACUGAAAGAGAUUGUGUUGCAAGCUAGCAAACAGAAGUGGUACCUGGACCGACUGAUCUCAUUGGUUGUCGAGGAAUCCCCAUGGUUACUGGAAGAAGUGGACUCAGAAAUGGACAACCUGACAUUGAGCCCCGAUUCGGAAGAGUUCUGUUAGGCCUGUAGCCCAGUUUUGAGAUGACUGUGGUGAUAUCGGUGAACCACUGUCAAAAUUAUUAUAUUGACUGAUUCCUCUGCAUGAGAUGGUCUUUAACUAAUUUUAAGAUAAUGUCGUUGAUUGAUAACACUUUAUGUGAUAUCAAGAUACACAAUUUGUUUGAUACCGUCCUUUUCUGAUGCAACUAAGUGGGGUGUUUUCAAGCAAUGUCAAUAUAAUGUCCUUUACUAUUACAACUACUUGGGAUUUUUUAAAGUAAUGUUAUUUACUUGUACACAUACUGAGGAUGUUUUCAAGUAAUUUCAAAAUAAUGUAAUUUUCUUAUAUCACUACCUAUGAUGUUUUAAGUAAUGUAAAAUUAUUGUCCUUUCGUGAUACAACUACAUGGGAUGUUUUCAAGUAAUGUCAAUAUAAUAUUCUUUACUAUUACAUGGAAUGUUUUCAAUUAUGAUUGAGAUAAUUUUCUAUACUGAUACAACUUCAGUUGGUGUUCUUUAAGUAAUGUCAAUAUCUUGUUCUUGACUUAUACCACUGCAUAAGAUGUAAUUGAGUUUUAUCAAGAUUAUGUCCUUGACUAAUUCAACUAUAUGAGAUGUUUUAAAGUUAUGUCAUUAUAAUGUCUCUGUGAUAUAACAUGUUGAUCAAGGUUAAAGCCUUAAUCAGUACCACUCAAAUAAUAUGUUCAUGAAACAAUAUCAAUAUAAUUCCCUUGAACAACAAUUUUGUCAAGAGUUUUGUAUUGUAAAUAUAUAUGUAGAUGUUUUAUCUUUGUGUGAAUAUUUGUCUUCAAAUCUCCAGAUUUCAAUGCAUUUAUGAUGUUUUUGUUUAAGAAUGUCAAUAUGAUGGCAGGGUCAAAAAUGGUACCAUAGCUUGUAAAUGAUAGCUAUGUGCCACCCUUGUCUCUGUUGAGUUCUUAUCAAACACCAAGACUGACGAUUGUCCCUUUGGCACAAAUAAUUGGCCACAGAGUUUUCCUGUGUUUUUAAUGUAAAUUAUAUGUUUUCGUUUAAAAUGAACUUAUGGAAACAUUUUAAGUCAGCUUUCAGUUAAGCAUUGAAUGACUCAUUCCUGCUGUAUUUAUUUUUGGAAAAUAGUGUUCAACAUAACGAAAUGUUAAGGCUAUUAUUAUUUGCCAUUCUUUGCUUUUUAUUUUUAUCAAAUAGUGCAAUUUAAGUAUGUUUUUACUUGAAAUGUGUUCAACAGUAUUAAUUCAUCAUUCCAUUGUGCAUAUCAGAAUUGUUGUUUUAAUUCUCUUUACCUCAUUUUGCAAGUAAGCCUGUCUGCACUCAUCCAUAUUUUAUUAUUCACUUACAGUAAUGAUCAUGGCUUAUUCUUCUAACAAUAUCCUUACCAAUUAAGCGUGCAAAGUGUAAGUCAUCUUUGUGAAUUUAAGGAUUUUCUUGAGAACAUGACGAACAUAUAUGCAAUUGUCUUACAUCAAAAUUGUAAGAUAUGGAUUAAUUCGUCAAGUUUUGAUAAAAAACAAUUAACUGGAAUUUGUUAUAAUACCGCGGUAAUCAUCAGAUGUGAACAAAAUUUAAUAUCCCUUUUAGAAUAUCCUAUUUCCAAUUAUUUAUUCCACAAAAGUAAUUAUUUCAUAGUUUAAGUGUUCAUUUACGAGUUUUGAUAUCUGCUAUUAAGAAAAAUAAGCCAAUUAAAAUGACAAGCAUUCAGUAAGAAAAUUAGACAUCACAAAGGGAACUUACAUACUAGUAAAGUUUUUAGCGUCAUUUAUUUAAGUGCUUAAAACCAACAUCUUGUUCCUUAUUUAUGCAUGUAUUAGAGUUACUUUCUCUUUCAGACAAAAACUGUUUGGUGUUAAAAAAAGAGCUUUCAAAAAUUAAAAUUGAUUUUUUUAAGUGCUAUUAUAAUUUUAAAUAGAAAUGAUAUAAAGCUUUUUUGUUUAUUGUAUUUAUGCCAUAUAUAUUGUCAAACUGUUCAAAGUGAAGGACAAGUGCUUGUAAUGCACAACUGAUGUGUCUAAGCACAACAAUGUUUAUGUGCUGCUCAUGUGUGCAUUUAUUUAUUAUGCCCUCCUUCGAAGAUGAGAGGGUAUUUUGUUUUGCUGGAUGUCAGUCGGUAUGUUGGGAGUUUGUUUCCGAUCAAUUACUUGUGAAGGAAUUGAUUAAUUGGCUUGAUCUUUCCCAUGUGCAUUGGCCUUUGCCACUAGAUUACCCCUAUUGAAUUUUGGUAACUAGUUCAAAGGUCAAGGUCACGGUCACACUAAGAGUGAAAUAUUAUUUCCGAUCAAUAACUUUUGAACGGAUUGACCAAUUGGCUUUAUACCAUGUGCAUUGGCUUUUGCCAGUAGAUGACCCCUAUUGAAAUUGGGGUCACUAGGUCAAAUGUCACUGUCAAACUAAGAGUGAAAAUUGGAUCCGAUCAAUAACUUGUAAAUUGAGGACCAAUUGGCUUGAUACUUCCCAUGUUCAUUGGCAUUGGACAGUAGAUGGCCCCUAUUUAAAUUAGGGUCUCUAUGUUAAAGGUCAAGGUCACUGUCACACUAAGUGUGAAAUCUUUUCCGACCAAUAACACAUCAACUAAUUCACUGAUUGGCUUGAUACUUUCCAUGUGCAUUGGCCUUGGAAAAUAGAUGACCCCUAUUGAAAUUGGGGUCACUUGGUCAAAGGUCAAGGUGUGAAAAUAUUAUCCAAUCAAAAACUGGUCACCGAAUUGACGGAUUGGCUUAAUUCUUCACAUCUGCAUUUGCCUUGGACAGUUGAUGACCCCUUUUGAAAUUGGGUUCACUAGUUCAAAGCCCUGUUUAGGGGUGCAUAUGUCUCUGACACCAAAACUCUUGUUUCAUUUUAUUUUUGUGAAUAAUUAUUGCUUACCGGUAUUUCUGUGCAAUUGUACAUUUUGAUAUUAUUUACACUGGUAAUGGGUAUCAGUAUUAAGUUUUUCUAUCUUUUUUUCACAUCAUGUGUACUAAAACGUUUCUUUUUUUAGUGUCUUGUCAACAACAAUGUUUAAACAUGUUCUCAAUAAAACAUUAAUUAAUUGUGUUGUGUGAGAUCUAUAGCAUAGUAUUUACUUGCGCUUGAUGAAAUAUAAAUGCCAUUUACUCCUUUGCAUUUGAUAACUAAUAUUAUUGUUAUUAUUUAUUUUUGUAUAUAAAUAUAAACAUCUACACGUUU